Molecule: messenger RNA, 957 nt
Organism: Cetraspora pellucida
Lineage: Eukaryota; Fungi; Glomeromycota; Glomeromycetes; Diversisporales; Gigasporaceae
Source: the annotation of a GenBank genome assembly
AUGGAAAAUAAAGACAACUUUGAACUCACUGAAAAACAUUUUUCAAAUAUUGAAUUACAUAAUGAAGAUUUAGCUAUUGUAAUAGAUGAACAAACAGUUGGCAGUUGGGAUGAACUCAAUUUUGUUAAAUUAUAUUUUAAUCAUAUUUUAAUUAAAUCCAAUAAUAAUAAUGAGGAUUCAGCUAUAAUAGUUGGUAAACUAGGAGUUGAACAAACAGCUAGCAAUUGGAAUGAACUUGAUUGUAAUGAAUUAUAUAAUGAGGAUUCAGCUAUAAUAGUUGGUGAACUUGAUUGUAAUGAAUUAUAUAAUGAGGAUUUGGCUAAUAUAAUGAAUGAACCAGCAGCUGGGCAAAUAUUUGGAAGUUGGAAUGAACUUGACCAUUUCAUAUCUUUCUAUGCAAAAUCACAAAAUUUUGUGAAUGUUAUAUAUGGCUCAGAAUACAGGUCAGAAUUGCAAUUCGAUUUAAAUAAACAGUCUAAUUUAAUUAAACAAACUGAUCAGUUCAAUUCACAUGAGGAUUUUAAUACCUUCGUUGAAGAUUGUAUUGAUAUAUCUGCUAUUUUUGUUAAAGAGUUAAUACCAUCUACAAAACAACAUCCAUUUAUCAUUGGAUUGGGUAAUUCAAAGACUUCUAUUAGUGUUGAACAAACUUUUCCUGAUUUAUCUUUUCGUCAACAGGAAUAUGAUGAUGAAACUACAAGUUCUAGUUCCAGUGACAAAGAAAACUUCAUCAUAGUUGAAAAUCUGAUAGUAUAUCCAAAGAAGGGCGCUCCAAGAAAAAAGUGGUUUAAAGCGUCUAAUGAAUUAGAAAAAAAGUAUGUAUCUGAUACUAAACAACACUUGGAAAUACAAAAGACCAGAAAACAAACACAAUGUCAACAAUGUCAAAAUACUGGGCAUAACAGAGCUAGUUGCGAAGCAUGGCAUAAACAACAGAGUAUUCCAUAUUCAUAUUGA